UACCAAGAUCCUCCCUCGACCUCCCUCUAUCAUCUUUGAAGAUGGCGGUUCAAGGACAACAAAUUUCGGGAAAUUUUCCACCAUUUGCGAACAAGGAAAAAAUCGUGAAGAAAGUUAUAGAUUACAAAUUAGAUAAUGGCAAAAAGUUUUAUAAAGUGAAGUGGGAAAGCUCUUGGGAGGCAGAAGACAACCUGUUGAAAUAUCAAAACCUGCUUGAUCAAUUUUGGGGUUUCGUCAAUAGAGUAAAAUCUGAAGAUAUUCGAGAUCCACUACGAAAAAAGCCAAGGAUUCAGUUGGAGAAUGAUGAACAAGCCUGUUAUGAAGAGGGGCUUCCACCUCAAUCCUCCGCCAAAGAAUCAAAAUCGAUAAAUCCUGCUGAAGAACACAAUGUUGGAACGAUAAUUAAACCACGAAUUUUGUCUUCUGUGAAGCAUGAAGCUGCAAAGUCUGUUAAAUCUGCUGCAACAACUGUGUCUGGCCAUGUAGUGCAAAACGUAGAUGCUCAAACCAGAGACGAAGAAGAGAAAGCUAAAUCAAAUGUGGCUGAUGUACACUUUACCAAAGACGCGAAUGAUUUAGCUUUACGCUGGGAAAACCCUUUUGUAAGAAUAGCGUUCAUUUGUCGGAUUUGCAGCGAAGAACAGGCAUUUUUUGAGACGGAAGAAAGAUGGAAAAAACACUUCAUGAUGCAUAUACGACUUAGACCUGAGGAUGAAGAAGACACUUGUUCAACAAAAUGCACAACAAACGUCCUAACCAAAGAGGAUGUACACUUGUUGACAGAUCCUGAAAAACCAAUUAUACAAAAAGUGGAGCAUCUUAUCCAGAAGUGGGGUGUAAAUCAGUACGUCAGACUAGUGUUUCUUUGCAGAGCAUGUGGAAAAGAGCAGCAGGCGCAACACACUGGAAACUGGAGGAGUCAUUUUAUGUCCCAUCGGUUUAGUCACACAUGCAACAUCUGUUCUACAACGUUCAAGUCUAAAAACGAUUUAAAACGACACAACAAAAUUUACCACGAGGAUAAAGAAACCGAAGUGCGCCCCCAUUCGUGUCGUAUUUGCUUAAAACUGUUUAAACGUCGCUUCGAUAUGAAGAGACAUAUCGCACAGGUGCACAGCAUAGACCCUGAACAUAUCACUUUGCAAGAAGUACGCAAAAAGCAAGAAGAUGAGGCCGCUAAACAAAAACUUCCAAAAAAUUUUGUUCCAUCUAUAGGUACAUCUUUGUUUAGUAAACCUUUAGGAGAUUCUGCUACGUCCCCUCAUGAAGAAAAACGUCCUUAUAUUACGAAUACAGUGAAGCUAGGUGCAGUACUGAGUCUUACUGCUGUAUCAAGUUCAAAUGAAGUGAGCUCUUCUGCUGGACGGAAUUAUAUUUGUGGCACGUGUUUUCAAAUUUUUAAAUCAAAAGAAAAGUUGAAUAGUCAUCAGCUGAAAUCACACUGCCCUAAUCUAACAGACAGCGAGGGACGUGAUAAUAAUUGUGGAGUGUGCGGAAGAAGUUUUAAACGUGGGUAUGAUUUGAACCGCCAUACCUCCCUGGUGCACAGUAUGGAUUUCGAACAAGCUAAACUAAUAAAUGAAAACGACGUCGACGAUGCUGUAAAUGACGUCGACGAUGCUGUAAAUGUCGGCCAAUAUGCAACUAUGUGUGACGUUAGCAAGUCAUCAAGGCAAACAACCGACUCGUUUUUUUCGUUAUCACCGAAUUGUGACUUGUCUUUUAGUGGAGAGGAUUGUGUGGUUGUUAAAGAAGAACCUGAUGCAAGUAUUGGUGACGAAAAAGAGGAAAUUGAGUUGAUCAUUGACGAGAAAGCACCCGUCUGAUGAAAGGCGAUGCCAAUUCUGCUUCCAAAAGUUCUUUGUUUAAUUGUCUAUACUGAACGCGAGAUUUAUUUCUGCGAUUAGUACUGCCAGGAAUGUCUUCGUGAGAUUUAUUUCUGCAAUUAGUACUGCCAGGAAUGUCUUCGUGAGAUUUAUUUUUGCGAUCAGUACUGCCAGGAAUGUCUUCGUGAGAUUUAUUUCUGCGAUUAGUACUGACAGGCAUGUUUUCGUGAGAUUUAUUUUUGCGAUUAGUACUGACAGAAUUGUCUUCGUGAGAUUUAUUUUUGCCAAAUUCGAUGUUAAAUAUUUUAUUUAAUUUUACUUUUUUUUAAGAAAAAACGUCUGCGGUGAAUAAAAUUUUUUUUUUAAAUUUGGCGGAUUUAUUUUCUACGAAUUGACCUCUCCCCAUCCAAAAAAAAUUGUGGGAAUCUUUUGCGAAUUAUUUCCAAAUUCGCCAAAACAAGACCCGCAAGAAAUAAUUCUGAAAGAUUAAAUCAAGCAAUAAUUAAUGCUCCUUGAGUAUUGUAAUUGUUCGAAAUAAUUGUUAAUUUUAAAGUUGUGUAGUUAAGUUACGUUUUAUUUAAUUCCAUGAGUUGGGUACAUGCGUUUUUUCAAUUAAGUUCACAUGUAAUUUUUUCUAUU
This is a messenger RNA of Hydractinia symbiolongicarpus, 2465 nucleotides long. RefSeq names its product zinc finger E-box-binding homeobox 1-like. Gene Ontology annotation, cellular component: nucleus; chromosome. NCBI's taxonomy places the organism in Eukaryota, Metazoa, Cnidaria, Hydrozoa, Anthoathecata, Hydractiniidae. The transcript has 7 exons. Gene Ontology annotation, biological process: regulation of transcription by RNA polymerase II. Gene Ontology annotation, molecular function: chromatin insulator sequence binding. Bases 42 to 1826 code for a protein of 594 amino acids. The record is from RefSeq and is a predicted model, not a curated record.